AUUUGGCACGUUACCUCGGGAGGCCUUUUUUUGUACUUCUAUCCGCGAUAGACAAGCCUACCAAAUUCGAUGGCGCUAAGUGAAACAUAUAUUUAGAACACGCCUUCAAAAUAUGAGCCCGUUUUUGAGCGCUGUAUUUUUCAAGAGGGUUUCUGCUCUCACAACUCAACACUCGGCACGUCCUCCCUGGAAGGCCACCGUGGAAGCGGAAUUGCCAUUAAUGCCAGAAAACAAUCCCACUUCCCCUUCUGUUACCGGCAGAAUACUUCCCAACAAAAACUAGAGCACCAGGGAUGUAAGAAGAAAAGGGUGCCGAGGCAAACGGGAGGAGUGGGGGUGUUCGGGCUGGAGGAAGAGGAGGAGAGAAGCCAAAGAAGAGAGGGUGGGCCUUAGGGUUGCCACUGGGUGAGUGGGUGUGAUGCCCCCUCCCUGCGUUUUCUUCUUAAACCCCCUGUGAAGACUUUGGGCCCGGGACAACAAAAGCUCAAGAAGAAGAAGAAGAAGAAGAAGGAGAAGGAAAGUGGCCACCAUUAAGGAGGAUAAGCAAGAAGCUUCAUCAGGAACAAGCUUCUAAGACGACAACAGGUGUGCUCUUGGUGCCCGUGAGCAGCAAUGGGCGACUGGAGCCUCUUGGGGAACGUCCUGGAGGAGGUCCAGGAGCACUCCACCUCAGUGGGCAAGGUGUGGCUCACCGUGCUCUUCAUCUUCCGCAUCCUGGUGUUGGGAACGGCGGCCGAGUCGUCGUGGGGCGACGAGCAGAGCGACUUCCUGUGUGACACGCAGCAGCCCGGCUGCACCAACGUGUGCUACGACCGCGCUUUCCCCAUCGCGCACAUCCGCUAUUGGGUGCUGCAGAUUGUCUUCGUGUCCACGCCAUCCCUCAUCUACAUGGGCCACGCCGUGCACACAGUGCGAGGUGAGGAGAAGCGCAGGCGGCGGGAGCAGGAAGAGAAAGAAGCCAGAUCGGCCGAGGGGGAGACCAGAUCGGAGGAGGGCGAGGCCGAGAUGGAGGGCGAGAAGGAGUACCUGCAGCGGGCGGAGAGCGGGAGGGAGGUCGGGGCGGACGGGCGGAGUCGGCUGCGUCUCAGGGGUCCGCUCCUCCACACAUAUAUCCUCAGCAUCCUUAUACGCACUGCCAUGGAGGUUAUCUUCAUUGCAGUGCAGUACAUGAUCUACGGGGUGUUCCUCAAGGCGCUGUACCUGUGCACGGCAUCGCCCUGCCCGAACCCGGUCAACUGCUACAUGUCGCGGCCCACCGAGAAGAACAUCUUCAUCGUCUUCAUGCUGGUGGUGGCCGCGGUGUCCCUGGCACUGUCUGUGCUUGAGCUCUACUACCUGGGCUGGAAGAGCCUGAGGGCGUGUAUGCAGCGGAAAGCCGCGCGGCGCACAUUGCCUGUCGUGACAGCGACAGCGCUGGAGCCCGACGGCCCGAUGGCCCCGCGUACUCCGCCUCCAGACUUCAGCCACUGCGUCAACCCCCUGACCUCCAUGGCGCCCGUUCCCUUCAGCAACAGGAUGGCGCUACAGCAGAACUCGGCCAACAUGGCGGCCGAGCGCCACAGCAGGGGCAACCUGGAGGACAAUGAGGACUUUCUGCAAAGGUACCAGGGGGCGCCAUCGCCCCAGGGUCUGUCCAAUAACUGCGGCCCCAUGGACGCACCACACUCUGAGUACGCUGGGGACAAACGUCGUCUGAGCAAGACGAGCAGGAGCAGCGGGCGAGGGCGACAAGACGACCUUUCCAUUUAAACACGGGACCUUCAGGAACUAGUUUGAACUUUCGACAACAUGCAGGGUAGCAGAACGGACGCCUGAGAGUUGCACUUGACAUGUUUACGAAGUGGGCACCACCGUACACUAUUUGUUCGCACGUGCAGUAGGGCAGAAGUUCAGAAUGACUCACUCACAGACAUUUUCAAUCACAGAAAAUUGACUUGAUUGUUUAAUUUUGCACUUUAUAGUUGGGCAGGCACUCCAAGGACUCAACUGUUGUAUUUUUAUACUGUACAAGCAAUCAAAAAGUCAAUUUUAUAUAAUAUGUUCCCUUUAAAGACAAUGUAAAGUGAAUUCUGAGAUUUGCCUCUCCAUACAUUAUACCUGAAGUUUGAAGAUAAUUGCUGAAAAAGUGCAAAGAUUGAGAACAAUGUCGAAAUGAAUUGUGAAGCUAUAUUGUUCAAGUUUUUCGCCAUUUCAGUUUUCUAGAUUGUUCAGUGUGGCUAAAACGGUGCUUGAUGAUACACUUUGGCAUCCUGCACUCGUUGUCCCAGCCCCACUAUAUUAGAACUUGAGUGCGUCUGAUUGCAUCAGCGGUUUUCUGGUAAGAUUGUGAUAUGCAGUUACCCAACUAGCUGUGUCUACACCUCGAAAAUGUAUCUUCCCUGUCAUCCCACGUUAGUUUUAGAGCGCCUUGCUGGUGUGUUGUGGAAAAGGGGCUCAAUGACACAGGAUAUAGUACAGCCAGCGGAAGCUUUACACAGGUAUAGUUUCGUGACUCAAACAUGUACUUCUGCGUAGACAUAGAUAAAGUAGCAUCAAUUUUUCCAGGUGGUUGAAAUAGGGUUCGAUUGACAGUUGAGCGGGGUCAGAGUAACAGCACACAUUACACACACACACACACACACACACACACACAAACAGCAUUAAAGUCUUUAUUUUUUCAUGAUUUUGAAGCCUCAUUUUAUAUACACGACGAUUUAAAUUUUGGCAGGGUUUUUAACAAUACUCUUCGGUCGUGUGUCAAAUUUACAAUACAUUUUUAUUGACACUUUACAGGGACUGUCAGGUUAAUUAUAUUUUCGUGCUGUUCAAUAGCUGUGAAGUUACCAUAAAGGUAAUAUGCCUUGAUGAGGGUCGUGUAAUAUAUUAGUUUAUACAGUAUACCAAAAAAAUGUAUUACUGUACUGUAUAUGAAAAUGCUCUUGCGAACAGUCAUUUGACAGGACCCAUGUGGACGCCUGUCAUGAUUGAAAAUUAUGGCCACUAGGUGGCGACAUUGCACUUACGUUUCCCUCGUGUCUUUGGUGUUGACGAUGAUUCGUCAUUGUCAUCAUUUUCCUGCCCACAAAUGGACUUUUUUUAAUUCCCUCUUCUUUUUCUUUCCCAUAUUACGCAGCUUACUUGGACAAUUAUUCAUUCAUUCAUUUGCUUUUUCAAAGUAACGUUUCUAAGUAACUUUAGGUUUUAGUGUAUAACAGCAACAAUCCAUUCAACUAUCUGCAUAUACAUUCGUUUUAUGUACUUGUAGCUUUUCUCAAUAAAUGAUCACGUUUGUUUAA
Hippocampus comes (tiger tail seahorse) is the source of this 3275-nucleotide messenger RNA. RefSeq names its product gap junction protein, alpha 5a (gene gja5a). Gene Ontology annotation, molecular function: gap junction channel activity involved in atrial cardiac muscle cell-AV node cell electrical coupling. The transcript has 2 exons. Gene Ontology annotation, biological process: cell-cell signaling; atrial cardiac muscle cell to AV node cell communication by electrical coupling; heart development. The coding region runs from base 613 to 1749 and encodes 378 amino acids. Gene Ontology annotation, cellular component: connexin complex. The record is from RefSeq and is a predicted model, not a curated record. NCBI's taxonomy places the organism in Eukaryota, Metazoa, Chordata, Actinopteri, Syngnathiformes, Syngnathidae.